CAGACUUUGUCUCCUUGAAGGUUCAUUUGUGGUGUUGCACUUAGCUGUGCAACACAACUCUGCCGAGUUCUUUCCUUUGCUGUGUUUGCGUUCCUCUAUUCCCUGAUGGCCACCACCGUCUACAUCUUCUUCCAGAACAAGUACCACGGAAAACAACCGAGGACCACUCAUUGACUUUGUAGUGACUGUGGUGUUUUCCUUCAUGUGGCUCGUGAGCUCCAGACCAACAAGUGUGGCUCUGUGCACGGAUCACGCUGGUCCGGUCUCAACACCUCAGUGGUUUUCGGGUUUCUCAACUUUGUUCUGUGGGCUGGAAACAUCUGGUUUGUCCGGUUUGACCGGUUGGCACAAGGGUGCUUCAAGGUUGGCAGGUGGGGCGGCACCUUUAACCAGCAGCCCUACAACCAGGGAAGCUUUGACCAGUCGGGGAGCUACUGCAUUGACCUCAUAGACUGAAGAAGUCUUCACCAUGAACAGUCUGAACGAACAGUAUGAGGAGAAGGUGCGUCCCUGCAUUGACCUCAUAGACUCUCUCCGCUCUCUGGGGGUGGAGAAGGACUUGGCGCUGCCUGCUAUCGCCGUGAUAGGAGACCAAAGCUCGGGGAAGAGCUCCGUGUUGGAGGCGCUGUCAGGAGUGUCUCUGCCGAGAGGAAGUGGCAUUGUGACAAGAUGUCCUCUUGAACUAAAGAUGAAGAGAAGGAGAGAAGGAGAGGAGUGGUAUGGAAAGAUAACCUACCAGAACCACGAGGAAGAGAUAGAAGAUCCUGCCAAUGUGGAGGAAAAGAUUCUGGAAGCCCAGGAUGAAAUGGCCGGGGACGGUGUGGGGAUCAGCGAUAACCUGAUCAGUCUGGAGAUCGCCUCUCCUAAUGUCCCAGACCUGACGCUCAUUGACCUGCCUGGCAUUACCAGGGUGGCUGUAAAUGGACAACCAGAGAACAUUGGUGAUCAGAUAAAGAGACUGAUCCAGAAGUUCAUCACAAAACAAGAAACCAUCAGCCUGGUGGUUGUUCCAUGCAGCGUGGACAUAGCAACCACAGAGGCUUUGAAGAUGGCACAGGAGGUGGAUCCGGAUGGAGAGAGGACUUUGGGUAUCUUGACCAAGCCUGAUCUGGUGGACAAAGGCACAGAAGAGACGGUGAUUGACAUUGUCCAUAAUGAGGUCAUCCACCUGAAGAAGGGCUACAUGAUCGUCAAGUGCAGGGGUCAGAAGGAGAUCGCAGAGAAGGUGUCUCUUACUGAAGCAAUAGAAAGAGAGAGAGCCUUCUUUACAGAUCAUGCACAUUUCCACACUCUCUUUGACGACGGCCAUGCCACUGUUCCUAAACUGGCUGAGAAACUCACACUUGAGCUGGUGCAUCACAUUGAGAAAUCUCUGCCUCGACUGGAAGAGCAGAUAGAGAAGAAACUAGCACAGACUCAGGCAGAACUGGAAAGAUACGGCACUGGACCCCCAUCUGAUGCAGCUGAAAGACUCGUCUACCUCAUUGAUAAAGUGACCGCAUUCACGCAGGAUGCCAUCAAUCUGGCUACAGGAGAACUACUAAAUUGUGGAGACAAACUCAAUGUCUUUUCUGUGCUCAGAAGAGAGUUUGAGAAGUGGUACACACACCUGCACCACUCAGGAGAAAACUUUAAUGGAGAAAUUGAGAAGGAGGUGGAAUUUUAUGAGGAGACGUAUCGUGGGAGAGAACUGCCGGGCUUCAUCAACUACAAGACCUUUGAGGUCAUGGUCAAGCAGCAGAUCAAACAGCUGGAAGAACCAGCUAUCAGGAAACUCAAGGAUGUUGCAGAUGCUGUUAGGAAAGAGUUCUUACAGCUGGCCCACUGUAGUUUCUGUGGAUUUCCUAACCUUAUGAAAACAGCCAAGGCAAAGAUUGAAGCCAUAAAGCAAGAAAAAGAGGCCAUUGCAGAGUCCAUGCUAAGAACACAGUUCAAGAUGGAAAUGAUUGUUUACUCCCAGGACAGAACCUACAGCAACAGCUUGACUGUUGCGCGAGAGAAAGAUGAGAAGGAAGACAAACGAAAAAGCACAAAAUUUUACUGCACGGAUAGUCGUGCAACACUCAAACAGUUGAUGCUUCACCUUAAGUCAUAUUACAAUAUUGCCAGCCAGCGUCUUGCUGACCAGAUCCCACUGGUGAUUCGCUACCUGAUGUUGCAGGAGUUUGCCAUCCAGCUUCAGAGGGAGAUGCUCCAGAUAAUCCAUGAUAAGGAGAAUUUGGAGUUCAUGCUGGAGGAGGACUUUGACAUUGGCAGCAAGAGGACUGCUUUGCGGAAACGCUUCAGUCGCCUCAUGAAGGCCCGUUCAUACUUGGUCAGGUUCUAGAGGAGGUCAAGGCCUAACAGCAUGGGUCUACUAUACCACUUUUACCACGUUCUACAAUUAAUUUUUAUUUUGUCCAGUGUGGAACAGACAUAUUUGCUUUAGAUGUAACAGCCAAGUCAGAACAGGUUAUUGUUGUUUUCAGAGGGAAUGUCUGUUAAGGAUCUCAGUCGUUCAUGUCAUGGUUACCCAACGAGAGUUGAAUCAAGGGCAACUGGACUUGGUUGUAGAUACUUGAAGACAUUUCACCUCUCAACCAAGAAUCUUGUACUGUUCUGAUUGACUGAUUUUUAACACCUGUAGGGUCGUUUUCAAGGCCAUCAAUGCGACUCAGUUUGUUUGUACUCCUUU
Messenger RNA from Toxotes jaculatrix (banded archerfish), 2674 nucleotides. RefSeq names its product interferon-induced GTP-binding protein Mx-like. The transcript has 15 exons. NCBI's taxonomy places the organism in Eukaryota, Metazoa, Chordata, Actinopteri, Toxotidae. Gene Ontology annotation, cellular component: microtubule; membrane; cytoplasm. Gene Ontology annotation, molecular function: GTP binding; GTPase activity; microtubule binding. Bases 470 to 2326 code for a protein of 618 amino acids. Gene Ontology annotation, biological process: defense response to virus. The record is from RefSeq and is a predicted model, not a curated record.